Messenger RNA from Trichomycterus rosablanca, 3350 nucleotides. RefSeq names its product 5'-nucleotidase, cytosolic IAa (gene nt5c1aa). The coding region runs from base 206 to 1360 and encodes 384 amino acids. The record is from RefSeq and is a predicted model, not a curated record. Gene Ontology annotation, biological process: nucleotide metabolic process; adenosine metabolic process. Gene Ontology annotation, cellular component: cytosol; cytoplasm. Gene Ontology annotation, molecular function: magnesium ion binding; 5'-nucleotidase activity; nucleotide binding. The transcript is spliced from 7 exons. NCBI's taxonomy places the organism in Eukaryota, Metazoa, Chordata, Actinopteri, Siluriformes, Trichomycteridae.
GAGAGGAGAGGACACAGAGCACAAAUAGCAGCAAGUGAGUCAGGGACAAGCUAGUAAAUCCAUUACACACAGCCGCAGUAUUCACGGACUGACAACACCACAUGUCUAUGAUUUGGCCACACACAGAGGAAAACUGUGUGUAUUAAUGAGGGUGUAUGAGAAGAGGUCCCUGUGGAUAAGUGGUUAAUGAGUGCAGUAGAAAAGAAUGAGUUUUGACCCUGUGCAGGUCAUUAAGGACCAGGACCCCAUGUCCCACAGCCCUUCUCCCGGCUCAAACGGUGACAGCAAAGCCUCUUGGGAUGAGAGCGAGGGUUUCUGUGAUAGUGUUGGUUCCACCAAGAAGCCCAAAUCAGGGCCAGUGAGAUGUGCCAGGAAGGUGGAGGGAGGCAUUUUCUUUCCAAAGCCAGAGAAUGCAGUCACAAUAGCUGUAUCAUCUCGGGUGCUGUUUCGCACAGACACAGAGCAGAAGGUGUAUGAAGAGAAAGGAGUGGAAGAAUAUCUUCGGUACCAGGUGGAACAUGAGGAUGAACCUUUUGCUCCUGGACCUGCAUUUCCAUUUGUAAAGGCCCUGGAGACAGUAAAUGCACGAUUACGAGAGCUGUAUCCUGAAAGUGAAGAGCUUUUUGACAUUGUACUGGUGACCUACAAUCAUGCACAUGUUGGAGUGAGGCUUAUAAACACCAUCAACUAUCACAAUCUGUUUAUUGAGCGUUUUUGCAUGACUGGAGGCAGCAACCCUAUCGGCUACCUAAAAGCAUGGCACACAAACCUGUACCUGUCAGCUGACACAAAAAAGGUUCAGGAAGCACUAUCUGAAGGCAUUGCAGCGGCCACCAUGUUUAUGCCAGACAAGCAGAUAGAUGUGUCAGAGACACAGCUCAGAGUGGCAUUUGAUGGUGAUGCUGUUCUCUUUUCGGAUGAGUCUGAACGAAUAUUCAAGGCUCAUGGUUUGGACAAGUUCUUUGAGCACGAGAAGGAAAAUGAGAACACACUGCUGGAUCAUGGUCCGCUAAAAAGCUUUCUUGAAGCCCUGGGAAAGCUUCAGAAGAAGUUCUAUGCUAAAGGCCACCGGUUAGACUGCCCCAUUCGUACCUACUUGGUAACUGCUCGCAGUGCAGCCAGCUCAGGCAUCCGAGCUCUAAAAACUCUUCGUGCUUGGGGACUGGAGAUGGAUGAAGCUCUUUUUCUAGCUGGAGCUCCAAAAGGCCCCAUGUUGGAGAAAAUACGACCGCACAUCUAUUUCGAUGAUCAAAUGUUUCAUAUUGAAGGUGCUGCAGAGAUGGGCACAAUUGCUGCUCAUGUGCCCUAUGGGAUAGCACAGAAGUACCGUCACAAAAAAAGCACCAACUCUGCAAAGUAAUCAAGGGAAGAAGAGUGGAGAUUACCUGCUUGCCUCUGUGGCACAGCAGCAAAACUCAAUUUGCCAGAUCUUUGCCUAUAAUCAACAGUCAUUAGCCAAACAGAUUAUCUACAAAAAUCUACAUGAACUUUAUAUUUUAUACAAUUAAGACUGAAACCUGCAUUUGUCACUCAUUACCCUGUACAUAGGUAUAAUUAGGCAAAUGCUUGUUUGCAGAAUUUUAAAUUGUAAAUCACUAUUUUUAGCAUAAUUUCACAUGAAAUGAGAAUAAAUGGGAUGCUAAGGUGGUAUAAAAUAGCUUGUGCAAGAUUGAUUUGGUUUGCCAUAUGAAAUCCAAGGCAAGAGAAGUAGUAUGCUCUGUAAAGUAGGGCAUGAACCUGUAAAUUGGUGUAAAAAAGGAGUUGAUGUUUUUAUGUAUUGUAAAUAUACUCUACGUGUUUAUCAUAUGAUGAUAUAUGGUAUGUCUUCUAUAUGUUUAUGUGAUUAUAUAUAUGAAUAGGUUUCUGGCCUCACAUAUAAAGAAUAUGUAUAAAAAGUAAAUCACUGUGGGAAAAUAUUACAUGGAUAUUACAUCUAUUCAAUAUUACUGUAACUGCCAAGAAAUAUGACUGCCAAGUGAAACUGAAAGUGUAAAGGAAUGCAAUAAAUAAUAAACGUAUGUGCACACAUACACACACAUGCACACAAGCCCACACACAGAGGGACUGAAAUAAACAGUCCAAACAAGCAGUGGUUUAAACUAAACUAUGAACUUUCUCCUAGCUGAUGUUAUAGAUGCUGAAUAAUUGAGCAGUGUUCUCAGUAAUCUGUUGCAUUUAGAAGUUCUGUGAUUAAGCUUCCAAAAAGCUUCCAAUUUGUGCAGAAUGCUUAUGGUGCAUUACACUUAGGUGUGACAUCACCAUCUGUGUCUCUGUAAACAGUGCCACAAUGAUCUGGCAACAUUUAGGUUAUUUUAAUUGUGUUCGGCAAGUCCUCUGUUUAAAUAUCAAAAUUCCUAAACAUAUACAGGGUGAGUCAAAAUUAUACACUCGAACCAAGCAUGGUGAAUUGUUGUGUUUUAAUUUCAAAAUUAUGUUAACACUUGAAUGGCGAAAACCAUUUAUUCACAAAACAUACUGCAUAUGUGUAAGAUGAUUUACAGGACAGUCUCAACCUGUUUGCCAUCAUGUUCAACAAACAAAAAUCAGCGAGCAACAGUACCAUUUAAAGCCCAGACACACAUUUCGUGAGGAAUAGAUCCAUUAGUGUUAACAUAAUUUUGACUCACCCUGUAUUUCAUUAUUAAAUGAAAAUACAUGCCAACAAUAAAAUGUACAGCAAUGCCAUUGAAUAAAUAAGACAGUUUUCAGAGAUGUAGGGAGUAAAAUAUACAGGCUGUUUAAUACUAUGUAUGAUCAGGACUACAGUGUAAAGGUCAGAGUGAACAAACUGUCAACAAAAAAAGAAAAAAUCCUUAAAGAUUUAGAGAAUAAAGACUAUUACAUGCUGCAUACAACUAAACAUGAAAUGUUUUGGUAUAAUAGACCCAACUUGCUGUAUCAGGCUGUACAUAAAACAAAAAGAUCAAUGCUUACCUUGAAAACAAGAGGGCUGUGUCUCAAUAUGCACCCUCAUCAUCAAAGAAAAAAAUACACUUUAAAAAUUCAGAUAAAUUAUCACAAUUAAUUGGUAUAUGGUUUGGACACUGUCGCCUAACAGCAAGAAGGUCCUGGGUUCGAUCCCCAGGUGGGGAGGUCUGGGUCCUUUCUGUGUGGAGUUUGCAUUUCCUCCCUGUGUCUGUGUGGGUUUCCUCCGGGAGCUCCGGUUUCCUAUCACAGUUCAAAGACAUGCAAGUGAGGUGAAUUGGAGAUACAUUAAACUUGUGAACUGAUGAAUCUUGUGUAAUGAGUAACUACCGUUUCAGUCACGAAUGUAACCAAAGUGUGUAAAACAUGACAUUAAAAUACUAAUUAACUAAUAAAUAAAAAUAUCUGGUUUGGAUAAGUAAUAA